Cricetulus griseus (Chinese hamster) is the source of this 3975-nucleotide messenger RNA. NCBI's taxonomy places the organism in Eukaryota, Metazoa, Chordata, Mammalia, Rodentia, Cricetidae. The record is from RefSeq and is a predicted model, not a curated record.
GGAUGUGGUUUAUCCCAGGAUCUGUGGGACAGCAGCCAGAUAAGGAGGGCCGAGGAGUGUAGUUGGGCCUCAGCUUAUGGGUCGUGGGUUACAGACCCGUGUAUCCAAACUCAGACUCUGAAUUCAGAGAGGAGCUUCAGCUGGAGGAAGGGAACCCUCCCGUCAUGUCCAGGUGAGGCCGAGGAGUGCCGUGCUGAACAUGCUCAGGAGGCUGGAUAGGAUCAGGUUCAGAGGCCACAAGAGAGAAGACUUCCUUGACCUAGCCGAGUCUCCAAAUGCCUCGGACACCGAGUGUGGAGACGAGAUCCCUCUGAAGACACCACGGCCCUCACCCCGGGACAGUGAGGAGCUCAGGGACCCUGCUGGUCCAGGGACCCUCAUCAUGGCAGCAGGCGUCCAGGACUUUAGCAGGACAGAGUUCGAUCGGCUGAAUGAGAUCAAGGGUCAUCUGGAAAUCGCCUUACUGGAAAAGCACUUUCUUCAGGAGGAGCUCCGGAAGCUUCGGGAAGAGACCAACUCAGAGAUGCUGCGACAGGAGCUCGAUCGGGAGCGGCAGCGCCGGAUUGAACUGGAACAGAAAAUACAAGAGGUGCUGAAGGCCAGGUCGGAGGAGCAGCCCACACAGCCUCAGCAGCCGCCAAAGGGACAGAGCCAUGCCAGCAAUGGCACCGGCACAGACCGUCGCAGCCAGGGGCUGUCGGCCCGUGUACAGAAGUGGUUCUAUGAGAGAUUUGGAGAGUAUGUGGAGGACUUCCGCUUCCAGCCAGAGGAGAACACAGUGGAGACAGAGGAGCCCCUCAGCGCCCGCAGGUUAACUGAAAACAUGAGACGAUUGAAGCGUGGUGCCAAGCCAGUCACUAACUUUGUGAAGAACCUGUCUGCCUUAUCUGACUGGUACUCCAUCUACACCUCUGCCAUCGCCUUCACCGUGUACAUGAAUGCUGUAUGGCAUGGCUGGGCCAUCCCCAUGUUCCUGUUCCUAGCAAUUUUGAGGUUGUCCCUCAAUUACCUCAUCGCCAGGGGCUGGAGGAUACAAUGGAGCAUUGUGCCAGAAGUGUCUGAAGCUGUGGAACCUGCAAAGGAAGAUCUGACCGUGUCUGAGAAGUUCCAGCUGGUGCUGGACGUUGCCCAGAAAGCACAGAAUCUCUUUGGCAAGAUGGCAGAUAUUCUAGAAAAGAUCAAGAACUUGUUCAUGUGGGUGCAACCCGAGAUCACACAGAAACUGUAUGUCGCUUUGUGGGCCGCCUUCCUGGCUUCUUGCUUCUUCCCUUACCGCCUGGUGGGGCUCGCUCUUGGCCUCUAUGCUGGCAUCAAGUUUUUCCUAAUCGACUUCAUCUUCAAACGCUGCCCAAGACUUCGAGCCAAGUACGACACGCCCUAUAUCAUCUGGAAGAACCUCCCCACUGACCCCCAGCUCAAGGAGCGUGCAGGUGCCACCGUGUCACGCAGGCUUCAGACAACCUCAUCACGAAGCUACGUCUCCAGUGCUCCAGCUGGUCUGAGUAAGGAUGAAGAUGCUGGCCGCUUUCACAGCACCAAGAAGGGCAAUUUCCAUGAAAUCUUUAACUUGACUGAAAACGAACGCCCACUAGCAGUGUGUGAGAAUGGUUGGCGUUGCUGCCUCAUAAACCGAGACCGGAAGAUGCCCACGGACUACAUCAGGAACGGGGUUCUAUAUGUGACAGAGAAUUAUCUGUGCUUCGAAAGCUCCAAGUCUGGGUCCUCAAAGAGGAACAAAGUGAUCAAGCUGGCGGACAUCACAGACAUCCAGAAGUACAAAGUCUUGUCCGUCCUCCCUGGCUCAGGCAUGGGGAUUGCUGUAUCAACUCCAUCAACCCAGAAACCCCUGGUGUUCGGCGCCAUGGUGCACAGAGAUGAAGCCUUUGAGACCAUUUUCAGCCAGUAUGUGAAAAUCACAUCUGCAGCAGCCUCUGGCGGUGACAGCUAGUAUUGACUCUGAGGUGUUGUUGGAAUCCUUUCUAAUCGUUGGCUAAAGGGUCAGAUGGGAUGUCCUUCUCAUCUUUGGCAAUAAUUCUCCUGGACUAUGGCUAGUUAUGGCAGCCUGGGUUUUGCAGACCUGAAGGGCUGGGACUUACCUGGACAGUGUCGGGCUGGCCCGUGCUGAGCGCGUGAAGCACCGUUGAGGACACCUGUGGACACGGGUGGGCAGAGGAUCCUCUUAACCCGUUUGAAGGAUGGCACACAAGGUACUCGUCCUCAGGUCCUGCUAAGCACAGCUCCUCAUUCUCCAUCCCGGCCUGGGUACAGACCCAGCACCUGCCAUCAUGAGAGAGUGGUUGUGGUGCCUUCUUGCCGGGAUGGUAAGACAGAGAGAAGUGGUGGGGAGGCCCCUCUCCAGUGAAGAAAUGGCCAGUCAUCUCACUCGGCCCUCAGAUUCUCCUUCCAUGCUGGACCUACUGUGGACACUGCAAGGCUUUGGGUAGGGCCUCUCAGGGCUUGGUAUGUUUGGGGUACCUCCCCCUCCAUUUUCAGUGUCUGGUCCUGAGCUGUCAUUCAUCAGACCCAUCUUGGUUUGACAUUCCAGCCAAGAGACCAGGCCAGUGGUUGAUGGCCAGCAAGGGUCCAGAAUGGCAUGUUGGCAAAAGCACACUUUUUUUAACACUUGGCUUUUCGGGAAGGUUUUUGAGGGCAUUUGGCCUCCAAGCUGCAGCCCCUCCAAGUAAAGGGAUGGGUUCAGGGAGAUAAGGGAGGGCCCUGUGCCACAGGAGAUAGCUGUGGGCAGAGCCUAGAGGUUGGGGGGGUCUGAGUUGCCCUGUACCUCUAACAUCUAACAGUAUUUCUUCUUCCUACAUGCUCAACAAGGGCCAGGCAACCCCACCCUACCCAUGCUUCCUGCCCCAACCAAGGUGGAGAUUGCCUGGGUGGGUGAUCUUGCAGGCCUGGGACUCUGAAGGGUGCAACCACCACCCCACCUGUGCAUUUUCCAGGUGGAUCACUCUGACUCCUUCAGCUUGUCCUGAGUCCUUCAGGUGUCACUGAGAUCGUUUUUUUUGAAGAAACAGAAGAUUCUAUUUUUUACAGAGAGCAAGCUGUUUUUCUUAUUUUUGUAUCAUUUUUCAAAUGUAAUUUUUACCUUUGCUCCAAUCCUCAUUUGCUGGUGUGGGUGUGAGGCCUGGUGGCUUGGGCUCAUGACACCCCAUUCCCAGGGGCUUCAGACCACACACUGGGGUUGGGAAAGGCUUGCCAGGCGGCCAGAUCAAGCACACAUACCACCCCAGAUGUUCCACAAAGGCCUCACAGCUCCAGGUACAUAGGUGAAGGAGUCUGAACAUGGAGGCAGGACCCUCCUCCAUCCAGAGCUGUGGCUUGGGCCUCUGUAAUAUGCUCGUGCUCUGAAGAGCAUAGAGUGUAAUAAGAGGACCUGGUGGCACUUCCAACAUGCUAGAGGGGAGGAAGCAUGGCCUCUGACCUGUCUCUGGGGAUGACUGUAUGGGUGAUGCCCACACAUGGUGGUUAACACUUCCUAGAACCUGGCAGUGCCUGAGCUGGCGAAUGCUGCCGCUGAGGUGCCACCCAGAGGCCUUGAGCUGAAUGGGCUUUUAUGGUGGAACAAGAAAGAGGUUUAGUUGGAGUCUCUUUCUCUUGGAAAGAGAGAUGAAGACUGACCACGGGCCAGGGGGACAGGGCUGGGCCAGGGGCCUGUGAAGGCAAUGGCAUACUUAGAGACACUGGGGUUUUUAUUGGAUUGUGUGAUUUGAACAAGUGUUUAAUUUCUGACUAAUCACUGACCUAGAAUGUUCAAUUUCGUAUAUCUGAAGCUUGAGUCUGUUUUGGAUCUGUACAUAAUUGUUAUUGGUGUAACUUUUGUUCUACAAAAGGAUCAUAUUCUAUAAAGAACUGAUAGGAAAAAAAAUCCUCUGUCACUUUUUUUUAAAAGAAAAAUCUUGUUUAGAUACAAAGUCUUGUAUAAAUUAUAAUUUUUAUUUAAUAAACCUUAAAAUGCUCUGUGCUAAG